AUGUAUAUACAUAAGAUUUUUUUGUCCAUCGCACGUUGUUGUUGAACUACAUGUACACAAUAAAAUGUAAAAUACAAUGUAAAAUCAGGAAUUACACAAGACUCAUUGUGCCAUGGCAGCCAAGGAAGAGGUAAAUAGUACAACUAUUGAUGCAAAGACUGAAGAGACGCCGGAAAACUCGACGACGGAGGACGCGCCGACCAGCCUAGAGACCAUCCCCGAGGGAAACGCAGUGCGAAAUGAACUUCAGACAGCGCCGAAGGAUAAGUCAAAGAUUGAUAUACUGCUGAAAGCCACCGCCAACGCUCCGAUCAUGAAGCAGAAGAAGUGGUCGGUCAGUCAAGACAAUCCCAUCGGGCGGAUCUCCGAAUUCAUAAAGAAGUACCUGAAGCUGGAUCCAAACGAGAGAUUGUUUCUCUAUGUCAAUCAGACGUUUGCACCCGCUCCCGAUCAGACGGUCAAGAACUUGUACGACUGCUACGGCGCCGAAGGAAAGCUGGUCAUACAUUACUGUAAAAGUCAAGCAUGGGGCUGAGGUUCGUUGAAGUUAGCUUGCCGACGUUAAUUUUUUCCGACAAAAAAUAAUAUAUAAAUAUUACAGAUUGACAGGAAACACAUUGUGAUAAUUCUAGUUUUCUAUUACGAUAUUUUAAUUUAUGCGUAUUUAUAAUAUAAUUAUAAUACCAGGUUUUUUUACUUUUUAACUCAUUGUUUUGUAGGAGUAUCUCUGCUAGAAUUACACGUUCGUGCUAUAAAGAUA
Wasmannia auropunctata (little fire ant) is the source of this 760-nucleotide messenger RNA. RefSeq names its product autophagy protein 12-like (gene Atg12). Gene Ontology annotation, cellular component: cytoplasm; Atg12-Atg5-Atg16 complex; phagophore assembly site membrane. Bases 113 to 535 code for a protein of 140 amino acids. Gene Ontology annotation, biological process: autophagosome assembly; autophagy of mitochondrion; nucleophagy. The record is from RefSeq and is a predicted model, not a curated record. The transcript is spliced from 4 exons. NCBI's taxonomy places the organism in Eukaryota, Metazoa, Arthropoda, Insecta, Hymenoptera, Formicidae.